This is a messenger RNA of Gigantopelta aegis, 646 nucleotides long. RefSeq lists its product as uncharacterized. The coding region runs from base 149 to 646 and encodes 165 amino acids. Lineage: Eukaryota; Metazoa; Mollusca; Gastropoda; Neomphalida; Peltospiridae. The transcript has 2 exons. The record is from RefSeq and is a predicted model, not a curated record.
CUUGUUGUUUCUUCUAGAUGUUACAGUCAUUCUUUUGAUAAGUCAUUUCUGGAAAACAUCUUUAGUGACCAAGUUGUGAUGUUUUAGAAGUUGUUUUAACAAAUUGUUUCUUAAAAUAGUUUUCUUUCAAUUUGGAAGAAACAGUGGCAUGCAUUUGCUAUUUCAUUUGAUUUCGGUAGCAUCGGUUCUAAAUUUGGUGCAGUCUCCAGGCUGUGAGGAGAAAAUCACAUUUACAAGAGAUGACUUAUUUUCCAAUUUAGGUUUAACGGAGGGCAGAAUUCGUACUCAGGCUGGUGUAGAAAAUCAAGCCAAGUGCGCUGUUAAAUGUAACCGACUUUCUAACUGUAAAUCGUUCUUUUUCAACAAGAAUUCUGGCAAGUGCCAGACUAAUUCUGUGAUUUACCUUUCAACAGCUGGAUCAGUAGACGCUGAAGGAUUUGUAUACUUCAGGAAACAAAUGGAGUGUCCUGCCCCGCCGUCAGUACCACAUUCUCAUCCUCAGUUUGACGUGAACUCUCCUCCUACUGCCACAGGUUCGGCUCUGGAAUAUACCUGCAGUGUUGGGUACACGCCGCAGGGGAGUGUCAGGUGUCAAGUUGAUGGCACAUGGACUCAGAUGUCCUGCAUCGAAGGCUUGUAUUUUUAA